AUGACCCUGGAUACCCUCACUCUUCAAGGCAAAGUCGCCAUCGUCACCGGUUCUGGUCGCGAGAAUGGCAUUGGCGCGGGCAUCGCACUGGCCCUCGCUCGCAACGGCGCGAGCGUCGUUGUCAAUCACGUCUCUGACUCCACUGCCAAGCGUGCCCAGAUCGUUGCCACCAAGCUUCGCGAAGCAGGUGGCCAGGCCAUUAUCGUCCAAGCCGGGGUUGAUACCCCCGAAGGCGCGAAAAAGGUCGUUCAAGCUACGCUUGAUGGUUUCAAAACUGAUCACAUUGAUAUCCUCGUCAACAACGCUGGCUCCGGGGGUCUGGUCGAUAUUUUCGGCGAUCUCGAUCCUCAAGAUCUCAACCAGGUCUACCAAACCAAUGUCAACGGCCCUCUUUACAUGAUCAAUGCUGUUGUGCCUCACAUGCCGACCGGGGGUCGCAUCGUCAAUGUUUCGUCUACGCAGGCUCAGCGGGGCCACAACAUGCUUCUGUCUUACGCUGCAUCCAAGGCUGCCCUUGACAACCUUACUUGGUCGCUUGCCGGUGUGUUGGGAAGAAGUAAAGGCAUCACCGUCAACUCAGUUCUCCCAGGGCCAGUUCUGACCGACAUUGUCCCGCCGCAGUAUGCGGAGCAAUUUAUGCAACCCGAAAUUGACAUUACGCGCGCAGCGGACCGGGCCGGAACGCUGGAGGAUAUUGGCGACGCGGUGCUGCUUCUUGUAAAUGAGAAGGCGCGAUGGAUCACGGGUCAAAACAUCGGCGUCAGUGGCGGCGUUACUCGAUAG
Akanthomyces muscarius is the source of this 783-nucleotide messenger RNA. RefSeq lists its product as uncharacterized. Bases 1 to 783 code for a protein of 260 amino acids. Gene Ontology annotation, molecular function: oxidoreductase activity. The transcript is spliced from 3 exons. The record is from RefSeq and is a predicted model, not a curated record. NCBI's taxonomy places the organism in Eukaryota, Fungi, Ascomycota, Sordariomycetes, Hypocreales, Cordycipitaceae.